This is a messenger RNA of Anoplophora glabripennis (Asian longhorned beetle), 1207 nucleotides long. RefSeq names its product probable cytochrome P450 301a1, mitochondrial. Gene Ontology annotation, cellular component: mitochondrion. The annotation marks the transcript as partial. NCBI's taxonomy places the organism in Eukaryota, Metazoa, Arthropoda, Insecta, Coleoptera, Cerambycidae. The record is from RefSeq and is a predicted model, not a curated record. The transcript is spliced from 2 exons. Gene Ontology annotation, molecular function: iron ion binding; monooxygenase activity; oxidoreductase activity, acting on paired donors, with incorporation or reduction of molecular oxygen.
UUAAGGUAUGGACCUGAUUGGGAGAAACUUCGAAAAUCUGUUGAACAACCACUGCAGAAAGUUGUGAGUCAGCAGUUUGACAAAAUUGUUGCAAUCUCUGAAGAAUUUACAGAGAGGAUUCUGACAAUUCGUAAUAAGCAAGAGGAGGUGCCGAAUUAUUUUAAAAAUGAAAUAUACAAAUGGUGCUUGGAGUGUCUUUGUUCGGUAACAUUAAACAAAAAAUUGGGGUUUUUAGACCUUUGCGGAUUAAGCUCCACAUCAGAUCCAGGUAGACUCUUAGAUGGGUUGAUAGGUGCCACUAAAGCUAUUCGAAAGUGUGAAUAUGGGUUUCAUUUGUGGAAAUUUAUGGAAACACCAGCUUGGAAAGCUUUAGUAAGAAAUUGUGGCAUAAUAGAUGGCGUAUUAGAUAAACACAUUCAGAGAGCGAUGAGCAACUUAAGAGAAAGAAAGGACAAACGUUCUAAUUUAGAUAAUAAUAUUUCACUUUUGGAAGUUCUUCUAUUGAAAGAAGAAGUUGCCGCUGAAGAUGUAAUGACUGUCUUACUAGACAUGUUUCUAAUAGGAAUAAAUGCUACUGCUCACACAGUUGCUUUUAUUUUCUAUCAUUUGGCAAGAAAUCCCCGUUGUCAAAUCAAGCUAUAUGAAGAAAUCAGGCAAUUUGAAGGAAACUUAAAUAAGGAGGACGUGAAUAAAAUGAAAUAUCUUAAUGCAUGCAUAAAGGAAACUUUACGUCUUGAUCCACCAAUACCGAUUCUAAGCAGACACCUAAACAAUGAUAUUGUAAUUAAUCAUUAUCUUAUUCCCAAAGGUACUCAUAUUUUAUUUGCUACCCAUCUUAACAGUAUGAGAGAAGAAUAUUUUGAAGAUGCUCUUAAAUUUAAGCCUGAGCGUUGGCUAGCUAAUGAACUGGGUGGCUUCGGAAAUGAUUUUCAAGUUUUUGCGUCAAUGCCAUUUGGGCAUGGACCCAAAGCAUGUUUAGCGAAGGAAUUGGUAGAGUUGGAAAUAGCUUUACUACUAGCUAAAGUAUUUCAAAAAUUUAAAAUCGAGUAUAACUAUGGGGAUAUGCAGAGUUCUAAUGAAUUGCUUGCUUCGCCUACAAAACCUCUCAAAUUUAGAUUCAUACAUCGCAUUUAAAUGUCCAUUGUUAAAAUAAAAUUAUAGAAUUUUUAUAAGUUGUUAAUAAAGUUAAGAUAUUCAUUCUAUUUAA